AUGGCCCCAGCGAAGGCCUACGAUUACAUCGUAAUUGGAGGUGGAAGUGGAGGUAGUGGAACAGCAAGGAGAGCUUCAGGAUGGUAUGGAGCAAAGACACUGAUCAUCCUCGACGGCCCGUCAGGAGGAUGUUGCGUCAACGUCGGAUGCGUUCCCAAAAAGAUCACAUGGAACUUCGCUUCCAUAUCGGAGAUGCUCCGUGAUGGCGUCCAUUACGGCUAUGAUAUCCCAGCACAUGUCCCUUACGAUUUUGCGGCAUUCAAGAAGAAGCGCGAUGCAGCUGUGGCGAGGAAUAGUGCUGCAUAUGACCGGAACUGGACCAAAGAAGGCAUCGAAGUCGUUCAUGGUACAGCGUCGUUUGUGGAUAGCAGGGAACUUGAAGUUGAACUGCAAGACGGCAGUGGCAAGGCUCGGUUUUCGGCUCCGCAUAUCUGCAUCGCGACAGGUUCUUACCCGAUACUUCCAACAAAUGUCGAGGGUGCGCACCAUGGGCUCACAAGUGAUGGGUUCUUUGACAUUGAAGUGCUUCCAAAGAAGAUGGCAAUCGUGGGAGCGGGCUACAUUGCCGUCGAAAUCGCAGGGAUGCUCAAUGCCGUUGGCGUUGAGGUUCACAUGUUCAUUAGGGGCUCGACGUUUUUACGCAAGUUUGAUCCGAUGAUUCAACAGACGUUAACAAAGCGGUAUGAAGACGCCGGGGUCAUCAUCCACAAGAACUUCGGUGGAUUUGCAAAGGUGGAAAGACUUGAUAACUGUCCCUCGAGUGGAACUCCACACGAAAGGAGAUGUGAGGGGCCGUCUCCGGACAAGAAGUUGAAGCUUAUAGCCAAUUCGGGUGAAGACUUCGAGGUCGGCGAGCUUCUCUGGGCUGUUGGUCGAGGCCCUGAAACGAAGAGCCUGGACCUAGAGACGAUCGGGGUCCAAGUCGCGAAGCACGGUCAUAUUAUCGUCGAUGAGUGGCAGAACACCAACGUCAAUGGAGUAUACGCACUUGGAGAUGUCACCGGUCAAAUGGAACUUACCCCUGUUGCCAUUGCAGCUGGCAGGCAACUUGGAAAUCGACUAUUUGGGCCGCCGCAUCUAAAGGAGUCAAAGUUGGAAUAUCAGAAUAUUCCUAGCGUCGUGUUCGCUCAUCCAGAGGUAGGCACCAUUGGUCUGACUGAACCAGAGGCAAGAGAAAGGUUCGGGGCCGACCAGAUAAAGGUAUACCACACGAAAUUCUCUGCCAUGUUUUACGACGUGUUCCCAGCAGAGGAGAAGGCGGAUAAGCCAACAGAGUAUAAGUUAGUUUGCGCGGGGCCGGAGGAGAAGGUGGUUGGUCUUCAUAUCCUCGGUUUGAACAGCGGAGAGAUGUUGCAAGGCUUUGGCGUUGCACUCAAGAUGGGCGCAACCAAGAAAGACUUUGAUCGAUGUGUAGCAAUCCAUCCCACCAGCGCCGAGGAAAUCGUCACGAUAAAAUGA
Messenger RNA from Eremomyces bilateralis CBS 781.70, 1458 nucleotides. RefSeq names its product glutathione reductase. The record is from RefSeq and is a predicted model, not a curated record. Gene Ontology annotation, cellular component: cytosol; mitochondrion. Gene Ontology annotation, biological process: cellular response to oxidative stress; glutathione metabolic process; cell redox homeostasis. Gene Ontology annotation, molecular function: NADP binding; glutathione-disulfide reductase (NADPH) activity; flavin adenine dinucleotide binding. Lineage: Eukaryota; Fungi; Ascomycota; Dothideomycetes; Eremomycetales; Eremomycetaceae. The transcript is spliced from 4 exons. The coding region runs from base 1 to 1458 and encodes 485 amino acids.